AUGGAGGCACAUACUCACGAGAUCACGGAAGUACCAGAAGCGGCCAGAGUCAUCACCAUGGCUCUCUCUAUGAUAACGAUCAGCGUGCUCGCCAUCUGCCUCACUCGUCGGAUACAGUUUAUUCAAAGUUGGAAAAACAUCUCGAUGACGAAUGCCCCUGUGCUGUCCAAAGCAUAUUCAUUGAACCAAUCUGCUAGUAUUUGCGAUGGAGCGAUUCUGCUGUGUCUGCUUUGCUACAUGACUACCAAGAUUCUGAUCUACUACUUCUUGGUUGAGAAAGUUCACAUCAUUCGAACCACAAACACUUCGAGAGUGAAGAGCAAGCUAUGGUUGUUCAACUUUNUUGGCGUCAUCUGCCCCUACGUCGUUUUGGUCGUCCUCAACUUCGUCNUUAGAGGUGUCUGCGUCAUUGGCAUGAAGAGACGUGCUUUGGUACCACUUAUAACGUUUGACGUCGUCCUUAACGUCUACUUGACAUCGCUUUUCUUGCAUCCCCUGCGAAGUGAGUAUAAGAGAAUUAGCAGGCCUCGAUUCACCUUUGCUUAUUCGAAAUUCCAGNAAUGCUACUCGUUCAAGCAAGGAACGGACUCCGCAAUGCGAACAUUGGUCAUUCGAACCUUUGUGGGAUCUUGUGCUACUCUAUUAAUGAGUGUUGUCAACUUGUCGGUCCUCACGAUCCUAGAUGGAGAACCUGGAUACAUCUGUCUGUGCCUGUGCAACCUCGACACAAUUGACAAGGACCGGACCAUAACUUCCAGAUCUUCAAAGUCCAAGCAGGUCUCUGGAUCUAUGGGUGGGUUGAACAGCACGAAUGGCGGCAACGCAGACGACUUUAUGGAGUUGGACGAGAGAUAUGUCGCCAAACUGACCACCGUCAUCGAGGCCAACAGAGAAAGCCCUGAUGUGGAUAUGCUGAAUUCACGUGCGAUCGGAAUAAAGACUCAGCAUGUGCGUGAAGUAGAGAUGGAGCCUUACAAUAUCGACUGCGAGAGCGCCAAUUGGAGAGAGAGUCAGGAGAGGAUAGUCAAGCCUGAGAGCAUCUAG
Molecule: messenger RNA, 1044 nt
Organism: Aureobasidium vineae
Lineage: Eukaryota; Fungi; Ascomycota; Dothideomycetes; Dothideales; Saccotheciaceae
Source: the annotation of a GenBank genome assembly